AAAAAUGAUCAGAUCAAUUUUACUUUUAGCUUUUGUUACACUCUCAUGUGUAUUAGCUGUUCCACAACUCCCAACCGAUCAACAAUAUUAUAUGAAAGGUACUUUUUCAAUUCCAUAUUUUAAUAUUACAGAACCAAUCGAAUUAAUUUACGAUGCUACCAACAACAGACAAUAUAUUAGUUAUUAUGAUGGUAUGGAUAUUACCAUUAACUUUUUCAAUCAAGAUAUUUCCUACACUAUUAGCCCAGUUAAAUAUGAAAUGACCUGUGUUUCAACUCAAGGUAAUGGUACUUUAGUUAACGUUUUACCAACUGAACCAUCACAAUGGGCCUACAACGGUACUUCAACCGUCAAUGGUGUUUCUGUUUACUCAUAUUUCCAAAAAAUCACCCAAUACGGUCGUACUGGUUAUUACACUUUCUACGUUGAUGCCAACGGUACUCCAGUUCAAUUCUACAUGAAUGGUGUUGAUUACGUCUUUGGCAGUCACCCAGAUAUUUACGUUUUAGAUUUCACCACCUACAGCACCGAUCUUUCACAAUACGAAAGCCUCUUCCAACUCCCAGCUCUUUGCAACAAUGCUGAAGAAGCUCCACUCCAAGAAGGUCAACUCUCAGGUGCAUUCGAAUCACUCGGUGACUCACUCAAAGUCAAAGAAUCCGAUCUCCAAGAAAAAUUCGUUGCCUUCAAAUCUGAAUACGAAAAAUCAUACGAAAACAAAGAAGAACACGAUAUGCGUUUCAAAAACUACAAAGUUGCCCACAACAAAAUCGUUUCACACAAUGCCAAAAACCUCUCAUACAAAUUAGGUUUCAACCACUAUGCUGAUUUAAGCGAUCACGAAUUCAACACCCUCAUCAAACCAAAAGUUGCCCGUCCAUCAAACAAUGGUGCUCACUCUGUCCACGAUGAUGAAGAUAUCUACACCAUCCCACAAUCAGUCGAUUGGAGAAACCAAAAAUGUGUUACCCCAGUUAAAGAUCAAGGUGUCUGUGGUUCAUGCUGGACUUUCGGUUCAACUGGUUCACUCGAAGGUACCAACUGUGUUACCAACGGUUAUUUAGUUUCACUCUCUGAACAACAAUUAGUCGAUUGUGCCUACUUAAUGGGUUCACAAGGUUGUAACGGUGGUUUCGCCGCUAGUGCUUUCCAAUAUAUCAUGGAUGCUGGUGGUAUUGCUACUGAAAGUGACUACCAAUACUUAAUGCAAAAUGCCUUAUGUAAAGAUAAAUCUACCACCUUCUCUGGUGUUGGUGUUUCAUCAUACGUUAACGUUACUGCUGGUUCAAUCAAUGCUUUAUUAAACGCUGUUGCCACCCAAGGUCCAGUUGCUAUUGCCAUUGAUGCUAGUGUUGAUGAUUUCAGAUAUUACCAAUCAGGUAUCUACAGCAAUCCAUCAUGUAAAAAUGGUCCAGAUGAUUUAGAUCACGAAGUCUUAGCCAUCGGUUAUGGUACAUUAAAUGGUGUUGAUUACUGGUUAGUCAAGAACUCAUGGUCCACCAACUGGGGUAUGGAAGGUUACUUCAUGCUCGAAAGAGCCAAUAACUUAUGUGGUCCAGCCAGUCAAGCCACCUAUCCAUUACCAACUACUAGCAAAUAAAUACACAGUAUUAUAGUAUAGUAAUAAAAAAACAAACAACAAAAUAAUAAUAUAUAACUAAACUUAAUUGUUAAUUAAAUUUUAAUAAUUAUUUUAAAACCU
Messenger RNA from Dictyostelium purpureum, 1702 nucleotides. RefSeq lists its product as uncharacterized. Gene Ontology annotation, cellular component: lysosome. The transcript is spliced from 2 exons. Gene Ontology annotation, biological process: immune response. The record is from RefSeq and is a predicted model, not a curated record. Lineage: Eukaryota; Evosea; Eumycetozoa; Dictyosteliales; Dictyosteliaceae. The coding region runs from base 5 to 1600 and encodes 531 amino acids. Gene Ontology annotation, molecular function: cysteine-type endopeptidase activity.